Condylostylus longicornis is the source of this 1793-nucleotide messenger RNA. It is a transcript of the gene MICU3, whose product is annotated as calcium uptake protein 3, mitochondrial. The transcript is spliced from 11 exons. The record is from RefSeq and is a predicted model, not a curated record. Gene Ontology annotation, cellular component: uniplex complex. Gene Ontology annotation, biological process: mitochondrial calcium ion homeostasis; calcium import into the mitochondrion. Gene Ontology annotation, molecular function: calcium ion binding. NCBI's taxonomy places the organism in Eukaryota, Metazoa, Arthropoda, Insecta, Diptera, Dolichopodidae. Bases 48 to 1493 code for a protein of 481 amino acids.
UUAAAUAAUAUCAAUCUGUCAUGUGUUAUUGAAUUCUUAACUUUGUUAUGGCUUUUAAUCGUCUUUUCUUGGGUGUUCGUCCUUUAUUUAACAAUGUUAAUAUAAAACGAAAUUUCAGUAAUGGUUGGAAUUAUAAAAAUUACAGAAGUAAUAAAAUCAAAAUUUUUUAUGCUGUUGGAGGCACCUGUAUUUUAGCAGGCUACUGUACAGGAAUUCUAAAAUCCAAAUUUAAUGUAGUUCAUGCGCUAAAUUUGAGAAAAGAUAAGGAUGAAGAAAAAGUUAUUAAACUAACACCUCGGGAGAGACGAUUUAUUAAAUUUGCAUCUGUUGAAUUUGAUGGGCAACUGUACAUGACACCACAAGACUUUUUAGACAGUGUAGUUGAACAAGAGCCUCGGCCAAGAUUAAAAAGAAGGAGCUUAACCGUAAACGAUGUUAAUAAAAUUAAAGAUUACACACCGCAAUUGCACCAAGGAUCUCAAAACUUAUUCAGAAGUUUGCGUGAUAAAGGAAUUAUAUCUUAUACGGAGUACCUGUUUUUGCUUUCGAUUUUAACUAAGCCUCAUUCUGGAUUUCGUAUCGCAUUCAAUAUGUUUGAUACAGAUGGGAAUCAACGCGUAGAUAAAACAGAGUUCUUAGUUAUUCGAAGAAUAUUGGGAGGAUCCAUGAAAUACCAUGAUAUAGAUGAGGCUACUCGUAAAGUUCUCUUUAACUUAUUAUCAACUGAUGAGCAAGCUAGAAACGUAAGAAAAAUUGCAGCUAAGGAAAGAGGUUUUAUGGAAAAGAUUUUUAGUGGAGCCUGGAAAGAUCGCCACGGUGAAACAGAAGAAUCGGGAGAAAAUGGCGAGCGUAAAGAAAUUGUAGAGGACAACGAAGGAUUGCAACGAAAACAUGUUGUCAACACAACUCUUCAAGUACAUUUUUUUGGAAAGAAAGGUUCAAAAGAUCUUUAUUACGAGGGAUUUCAUAAAUUCAUGGAUAAUCUACAAACUGAAGUCCUAGAAUUAGAAUUUAGUGAAUUUGCAAAAGGAAAACAAUCUAUAACUGAAGUUGAUUUUGCAAAAAUAUUAUUACGUUACACUUAUUUAGACACUGAUGAAUACGACAUGUAUUUAGAUAGGCUCUUAGACAGAGUUAAAGAUGAAAAAGGAAUUACAUUUAACGAAUUCAGAGAUUUUUGCCGUUUUCUAAAUAAUUUGGAAGAUUUUGCUAUUGCUAUGAGAAUGUAUACUUUAGCUGAUCGAUCUAUAUCUAAAGAUGAAUUUUCUCGGGCUGUCAAAAUCUGCACAGGUUAUACGCUUACUCCUCAUUUGAUAGAAACUGUGUUCGCCAUUUUCGAUGAGGAUGGUGAUGGUUUGCUUUCAUAUAAAGAAUUCAUUGCAAUUAUGAAGGAUCGUCUACAUCGAGGUUUUAAGUCUGUAACUAAAUCUGAAGGUUGGCCAGCUUUUAAAACUUGUUUAAGAAACGAAAUGCGUCAAGGUGGAAAAGUUUAAAAUGUGAUUUUCUAUAGCACAAAAAAAAAAACAUUUUAAAGCACAAAUUUAUAAAGCAGAAACCAAAUGAAAGUUUUACGUCAGCAUAAAUUACAACAUUUGUCAACUUAUCAAAGCUUAAAAAGUCUAUUUAUUAUAAUAUAUUUAAUUGAAGUAAUUUUUAAAGUUUGCCAAAGUAUUUAUAUAACUAACAUAAAUAAUAUGUAAAUUUGUAAUAUAAUUUUUUUUUAAAUAACAUUUAUUUGUUCCUUAAAAUGUUUGUUGUUGUAAACUAACUAAACUAUUAAUAAUACUAUAUAA